UUCUCACCCAAAGUGAUUGCAUUGCUUCAGAAGACAUGGAUUACUUUUAUGCUGCCUUUAUGUGAUUUUUGGUGCUUGAAAGAUCUGGUCACCAUCCACUUGCAUUGUAUGGACCUACAGAGCUGAAAUAUUCUUCUAAAAAUCUUUGUGUUCAGGAGAAGAAAGAAAGUCAUACACGUCUGGGAUGGCAUGAGGAUGAGUAAAUGAUGAAAGAAUUUUCAUUUUGGGUGAACUAUUCCUUUAAACUGUUUGAAGAUCUCAUAUUAUUUCAUUAUGACUUUACAUUUGUAACAAUAACUGUAGUAACGAAUGGCAUUUUGGCAGCAAAUUUGGUUAACAUUUUAAAUUUUGUAAGGGUUUUCUGUUUCAUUUUCUUUGUUCGAUAGUUGCUGGUCGUGUAAUUUCCUCUAAUCCAAUUAACGUUCGAGGAGGAUGUCUAGGAUUUUUGUUUAAUCUGUUUAUUUUAGUGUGAGCGUGUAACAAGAGGCUGAGCGCACGCGUGCUUGCGCGCGUAUUUAAUUGACUGUGAUGAAAGCGGCUGGCGUGAACCUGCACGCGCUCUGCUGGCAGAAUCAGAAGAUGUUAAACAAGCUUACCGGGCGGCACAACCGCUCAUCUUAAACAUUUAUAACGACUUCGGCUACUUUAUUCCGAUAGAACAAAAUACAGAAUAAGAAUCUGUCCAGCCAUCUGUUCUGGCAAGAGAAGAGAAGAGUGUGGAAAAAAAGAGAAAGGAACAUAUCUUGGUACUAAUUGGCUUGGAUGGUCAUGGGGCAUAUGGUGGCCUACAACUGAUAUGACUUUUGAAUCUGCACAUUUCAAGAUGUCGGAAACAGGAGAAUCUCAAAAUCUUCCAGAAUGCACUAAGAAAGAUGAGAUGCCACCUCCAUGUUGUACCAUGGAAUCUGAGGACUGUCAUAACAACAGCCAGCCAAACUCAGAUGGUAACCAUGGAGAACUUAAAAAGAAUUUGAAGGCCAAAGGGAAAUUAGUGCGGAGUACAGCAGUAUGUGAUGAAUCACUACCCACUGAGGAGAACAGCAAGGAAAAAGACAGCAAGAAAACUAUAUCUAGUAACCAUGGAGACAGCCCUGAGUGUGAUGAGGAGGAAGAGGGGAAGAGCAAAGGGGGCACCACAACCAAAAAGCCAAGUUUAUCCAAAGAGCCUAGUCUGGAGUACACAGACUCCACAGGCAUUGAUCUGGAGGAAUUUCUAAUCACUACUUUGAAGAGCAGUCCCAGGGAUAGACUGAUGCUCCUUAAACUCGAGCAGGAUAUGACUGACUUUAUGACAGACAACAGCUCCUAUAAGAAAUUCUCUCAGAUGUCGUCAUACCACAGGAUGCUGGUUCACAGGGUUGCAGCUUAUUUUGGUCUGGAACACAAUGUGGAUCACAGUGGAAAAGCUGUUAUCAUCAACAAAACCAGCAAUUCUAGGAUACCAGAACAUCGGUUUGCUGAACAUGUUCAAGAAGAGAAGACAGAGGAAAGAAGAUUAAUAUUGAAGAGGAACACCAGUCAGGACAAAGAAGAUGGUCAGAGGCUCAGAGUUCCAUCACUCAAAGAACAGAUGAGGAGCAAGUCAAUAGAGGAGAGAGAGGAGGAGUACCAUAGAGUCAGAGACUGUAUAUUCUCUCAGGAUUCCACUUGUGUUUCACAGAGUGUUUACAUUGAGACCAGAGGCCUUGAAGAUGGUAAUAUUCUCAAUGAGACCCAGAAAAGACGACAGCUAUUUAGGGGUAACUGGGGCAGUUCUGGUCAGCUGUCUGGCAGCAGGCAGAGCAGCUUUGAGCUGGACUCUCAUUGGAAUGACCCUCAACCUUGGAGUAGCACAGAUUCUGACAGCCCGACGUGGACCUCUAAAUCUACACACAGCAGCUCCAAACUCUGCAUACCAGUGUCCGAGUCAGCCCUGUCCUAUGCUCCACCCAGUAACAGCCCAGCUUACAUCUUUGUGCCUGCAGAGUCAUCGAUACCUCCUGGGAGUAUCUUAUUGAACCCACAUACAGGGCAGCCAUUUCUGAAUCCUGAUGGAACUCCAGCAGUUUACAACCCACCAGUCAGUCAGAAGCCAAUCAGUAACCAGCUUAACACAGUGCAACAUCAAGCCCCACCCCCUCCACCUCAGCAGCAGCCAGUAGCAAGCCAUGGAGUCCCACAGGUUCAAUACUCCUCAGUGACUUAUCUUCCAUCUCAGCAGUCAAACGUUUCUACCUCUCAGCAACACCCAAUAGAACAGACUAGGGAAGAUCUCACCUCCAAGUUUGCUCACAUGACCAUGAGCCCCCAAUCAUCGGGGGAUCUUCCUGAUAUGCCCUCUUAUUACAUGCAAGGUGCUCCGCCCACACACAGCUAUGCCCCACCUCACCACAGCUACGCUCCCUCUCACCAUUCAGACAGUUACGUGAGUCCUGGAAUGACACUGGCUCCUCCCACUGCCCCGCCCCCUCAUACCCAUAGUCAGCAGAGCAAUCAGGUUUCAGUGUACAGUUACCCUGUUCAGUGUCCUGGUGCAUCCCAACAAUAUGGAGCAGCCAGUUAUAGCACACAAACAGGAUACCCAACUGUCAUAUCUAACCAACAAGGUUGUCCAGGCAUGAUGGGAAGUCCGAUUCUAUCCCAAACACAGCAAGGCAUUAUGGGAUCUUAUCCAUCUGUUCCCUCCUAUCAGGUACCACAACAACAACAACAACAACAGUCUUAUCCAUCUACAAUGCUGGGGCAAGGUGGGCAGACGCAGUGUUUUGUGCCCCCUGCCGGAGUUCAAGUGUACUGCAACUCAUUGCCCCCUUCUCCUCCACCACCACUUAGUAUGCUGGGAGUCUCCUUCCAGUCAAGUGGCUGCAAAAAUGGCUGUAACAUUAAUCAGAACCAGUUCUGGUACUAAAAAAAACUGUAUUCACACAAUCACACCUACAGCUCAACUGUGAAAGCCAAACAGACCCAGUGUUAAAACAAGCUCCUUUGCAUUCAGUAUUUACUGUAUAGCUACAACCCCAAUUCUGAAAAAGUUGGGACAGUAUGAAAAAUGCUAAUAAAAACAAAAAGUGAUUUGCAAAUUAUAUUCACCCUUUACUAUAUUGAAAGCAAUACAAAUACACCU
Molecule: messenger RNA, 3103 nt
Organism: Myxocyprinus asiaticus (Chinese sucker)
Lineage: Eukaryota; Metazoa; Chordata; Actinopteri; Cypriniformes; Catostomidae
Product: cAMP-regulated phosphoprotein 21-like
Exons: 20
Coding region: 797-2887 (696 amino acids)
Cellular component (GO): cytoplasm
Molecular function (GO): nucleic acid binding
Source: RefSeq, a predicted model, not a curated record